Cryptococcus wingfieldii CBS 7118 is the source of this 5418-nucleotide messenger RNA. RefSeq names its product 1,3-beta-glucan synthase component FKS1. The transcript is spliced from 11 exons. The record is from RefSeq and is a predicted model, not a curated record. NCBI's taxonomy places the organism in Eukaryota, Fungi, Basidiomycota, Tremellomycetes, Tremellales, Cryptococcaceae. Gene Ontology annotation, biological process: (1->3)-beta-D-glucan biosynthetic process; fungal-type cell wall polysaccharide biosynthetic process. The coding region runs from base 1 to 5418 and encodes 1805 amino acids. Gene Ontology annotation, molecular function: 1,3-beta-D-glucan synthase activity. Gene Ontology annotation, cellular component: plasma membrane; 1,3-beta-D-glucan synthase complex.
AUGGAUUACAACAAGCCCCCUCCCGGCCCCAAGGGCACCGCCUCCUUCUCCUCAUCCUCCUCCGACCCCUUCAACCACACAAAUCAACUCCCAUACGACUCCAACCCCCAACUCCCCCUCCCCCACCAAACAGGCGCAUUCGCCCACCCCGACGCGCCCAACCCCGAUGCCGGCGCUGGCGCUGGUGUCGCCCCGCCCGGACAGGGCGGCCAGUACGCGCCGUACUAUGACAAUGAGCCAGAGAUCGGCGGGCGUUAUGAUGGAGGCGGUAUGGGCAGAGAAACGUGGGCGAGUGAGAGCGGGUGGAGCCAGCAGGAUGUUAAUUAUCCGUCUUCUGAUUACCACGGAGGACCUGGUUACUUGCCGUCGCGUGCAUCCACGCCUACCUACUCUGAAUCGCGUGAAGGCCACAAGCCCCGUGAGCCGUACCCCGCUUGGACAGCCGAGGCCAACAUUCCUCUCUCCAAGGAAGAGAUUGAGGAUGUUUUGAUCGACCUCGCCAACAAGUUUGGUUUCCAAAAGGACUCCUCGCGAAACGUGUACGAUUUCCUCAUGAUCCAGCUCGACUCUCGAGCCUCCCGCAUGUCUCCCAAUCAAGCCCUCCUCACGCUCCACGCCGACUAUAUCGGCGGCGCGCACGCCAACUACCGCAAGUGGUACUUUGCCGCCCAGCUCGACCUCGACGACGCUAUCGGUGCCGUCCAGAACCCCGGUCUUUCCCGUGUCCGUUCCGUCGCCCGUCGCGGCCCCAAGGGCAAGUCGCCCGUCACCGCACAGGCAAAGUCGCUCGACUCUGCCACCUCCCGCUGGAGGACGGCCAUGAACAACAUGUCGCAGUACGACCGUCUUCGACAGGUCGCGCUGUUCUUGUUGUGUUGGGGUGAAGCUGCGCAGGUGCGAUUCAUGCCCGAGUGUCUUUGUUUCAUCUUCAAGUGCGCCGACGACUAUUACCGGUCGCCCGAGUGCCAGAACAGGCAGGAAGCCGUGCCCGAGGGUCUCUACUUGCGGGCUGUCAUCAAGCCCCUCUACAAGUUCUUGAGAGACCAGGGUUACGAAGUUGUGGAUGGCAAGUUUUUGAGGAGGGAGAAGGACCACGACAAGGUUAUUGGGUAUGACGAUGUCAACCAGCUGUUCUGGUACCCUGAGGGUAUUUCGAGGAUCUCGUUGACCGACAAUACCCGUCUCGUGGAUGUGCCGCCUGCGCAGCGAUUCAUGAAGUUUGACAGGAUUGAUUGGACCAAGGUGUUUUUCAAGACGUAUCUCGAGAAACGAUCGUUCUUCCAUCUUUUGGUCAACUUUAACCGUAUCUGGGUUUUGCACAUUUCCGUGUUCUGGUUCUUCACUGCUUACAACGCCCCCUCUAUCUACGCUGCGUCUGGCUCCACCAGGGCUACUACGCCUAUGGCUUGGUCUAUCACCGGUCUCGGUGGUUGCGUCGCUACUUUGAUCAUGAUCGCUGCCACCCUCGCCGAGUUCUCCUACAUCCCCACCACCUGGAACAACACCUCCCACCUCACCCGUCGGCUGAUAUUCCUCCUGAUCAUCCUCGCCAUCACCGGCGGUCCCUCCAUCUACAUUGCCUUUUUCAACCAGACCGGCCGCGUUGCCCUUAUCUUGGGUAUCGUCCAGUUCUGGUGUUCGGUCGUUGCCACCGCUUUGUUCUCGACGCUACCUUCGGGGAGGAUGUUUGGUGAUCGAGUAGCCGGCAAGAGCCGAAAGUAUCUCGCCAACCAGACGUUCACCGCCUCGUACCCCUCUUUGCCGCGAAACAACCGCCUGACGUCGUUCCUCCUCUGGUUCCUCAUCUUUGGCUGUAAAUUCACCGAAUCCUACUUUUUCCUCACACUCUCGUUCCGUGACCCUAUCAGGGUCAUGAACGGUAUGAAGGUGCAGAACUGUAACGACAAGUACUUUGGUUCGGCGCUGUGUACCAACCAGCCGGCCUUUGCGUUGACGGUCAUGUUUGUCAUGGACUUGACCUUGUUCUUCUUGGAUACGUUCUUGUGGUAUGUGAUUUGGAGCACGAUUCUGUCUGUGGCGAGGAGUUUCUCGUUGGGGAUGAGUAUUUGGACGCCGUGGGCGGAUAUUUUCUCGAGGUUGCCCAAGAGGAUUUACGCAAAGAUUUUGGCGACGGAUGAUAUGGAAGUCAAGUACAAGCCCAAGGUGCUGGUCUCGCAAGUCUGGAACGCCGUCAUCAUCUCCAUGUACCGCGAACACCUCCUCUCCAUCGAGCACGUCCAGAAACUCCUCUACCACCAGGUCCAGUCCGACCAGCCCGGCAAGCGUACGCUCCGAGCCCCUGCAUUCUUCAUCACCCAGUGUGAAAAGGGCGGCAGCAAGGCUGAAUUCUUCCCCAAGGGUUCCGAAGCCGAGCGACGUAUUUCGUUCUUUGCCCAGUCUUUGACGACUGCCAUCCCCGAGCCUAUCCCCAUUGAGGCUAUGCCUACGUUCACCGUGCUUGUGCCGCACUACUCUGAAAAGAUCUUGCUUUCUCUCCGAGAGAUUAUCAGGGAAGAAGACCAGAAUACGCGUGUGACGCUGCUCGAGUAUCUCAAGCAGCUCCACCCUAUCGAGUGGGACAACUUUGUGCGCGAUACCAAGAUUUUGGCGGAAGAGUCCAACAUGUUUAACGGUGGCAACCCCUUUGCGUCUGACGAAAAGGAGGAUGCGAAGAAGGCGGACGAUAUUCCCUUCUACACUAUCGGUUUCAAGUCUGCUGCGCCCGAGUAUACGUUGCGAACCCGUAUCUGGGCUUCCCUCCGAGCGCAGACGCUUUACCGAACGGUGUCUGGUUUCAUGAACUACAGCAAGGCCAUCAAGCUUCUCUACCGCGUCGAGAACCCCGAGGUUGUGCAGCUAUUUGGCGGCAACACCGACCAGCUUGAGCGCGAGCUUGAGCGCAUGGCGCGACGCAAGUUCAAGUUUGUUGUCUCUAUGCAGAGGUACUCAAAGUUCAACAAGGAGGAGCACGAUAAUGCCGAGUUCCUCCUGCGCGCGUACCCCGACUUGCAGAUUGCCUAUCUCGAUGAGGAGCCGCCCAGGAAGGACGGGAACGAGCCCAGGAUCUUUUCGGCGCUUAUCGACGGUCAUUCCGAGAUCAUGCCGAAUGGCCGUAGACGUCCCAAGUUUAGGAUCGAGCUGCCCGGUAACCCUAUCUUGGGUGACGGAAAGUCUGAUAACCAGAAUCACGCUAUCGUCUUUUACCGCGGUGAAUACCUUCAGCUUAUCGAUGCGAACCAGGACAAUUAUCUGGAAGAGUGUCUCAAGAUCCGAAAUGUGCUUGGCGAGUUUGAGGGGUUCAAGAUCCCUACCGAGAGCCCUUACGCGACUACCAUCAGUGCCGAGUUCUCCAAGGCGCCCGUGGCGAUCUUGGGUGCGCGAGAGUAUAUCUUCUCGGAGAACAUUGGUAUUUUGGGUGAUAUUGCGGCUGGUAAGGAACAGACUUUCGGUACGCUUGCGGCUAGGUCAUUGUCCUUUAUUGGUGGUAAAUUGCAUUACGGUCACCCCGAUUUCUUGAACGCUAUCUACAUGAACACUCGAGGUGGUGUCUCCAAGGCGCAAAAGGGUCUUCACUUGAACGAAGAUAUCUUUGCCGGUAUGCUCGCCUUUGGCCGAGGUGGUCGUAUCAAGCACUCUGAGUACUACCAGUGUGGUAAAGGACGUGAUCUUGGUUUUGGUACCAUUCUCAAUUUCCAGACCAAGAUUGGUACUGGUAUGGGCGAACAGAUGCUUUCGCGAGAGUACUACUACUUGGGUACGCAAUUGCCUAUCGACAGGUUCUUGACAUUCUACUAUGGUCACCCCGGUUUCCACAUCAACAACAUUCUCGUCAUGAUGUCUGUCCAGGUCUUUAUGCUCGCCCUCGUCUUCCUCGGUACUCUCAACAAGCAGCUUACGGUCUGCACCUACUCGUCUGCUGGAUCCAUCCUGCCCGGUCAGAGUGGUUGUUACAACCUUGUCCCUGUCUUCCAGUGGAUCAAGCGAUGUAUCAUCUCCAUCUUUAUCGUGUUCUGGAUCGCUUUCGUUCCUCUCUUCGUUCAGGAACUUACCGAGCGUGGUACUGGCCGAGCUAUUCUUCGACUCUCAAAGCACUUCUUGUCGCUUUCGCCCGUCUUCGAAGUGUUCUCGACCCAGAUCUACAUGCACUCCAUCCUGAACGACUUGACGUUCGGUGGUGCUAGGUAUAUCGCUACCGGUCGUGGUUUCGCCACUACUCGUAUCUCUUUCAGCAUCCUCUACUCCCGAUUCGCUGGACCUUCCAUCUACCUCGGUAUCCGAACACUUGUCCUCCUUGUGUACAUUUCCAUGUCCGUCUGGGUCAACCACAUCAUCUACUUCUGGAUCACCGUCGUUGGUCUUUGUGUCGCUCCCUUCCUCUUCAACCCCCACCAGUUUGCCAUCGCCGACUUUGUCAUCGACUACCGAGAGUUCCUCCGAUGGAUGUCUCGAGGCAACUCGCGCACCCACGCCAACUCUUGGGUCGGGUACUGCCGAUUGUCGCGAACUAGGGUCACCGGUUUCAAGAGAAAGAGGUUGGGUCUUCCCUCCGAGAAGCUGUCGAGUGAUGUGCCCAGGGCGCCUUGGAAGGCUAUCCUAAUCGGUGAAAUCAUUGGGCCUAUCUGCCUCGCCAUCCUCUUUGUCGUCUGCUACCUCUUUGUCAAGAGUUUCGCGGUCGACGGCGUUGUGCAGCCCGGUCUUCUCAGGAUUGCCGUCAUCGCCCUUGGUCCUAUCGUUUGGAACAUGGCGCUUUUGCUUACGCUCUUCUUGAUCUCUGUCUUCCUCGGUCCUUGCUUGAACUCUUACACCCACCAAUUCGGAGCUACCAUGGCAGCCAUCGCCCACUUCGGUGCCGUCGUCGGUAUGGUCGCCUUCUUCGAGUUGCUCUGGUUCCUCGAGCUCUGGGACUCGUCCCACGCCGUGCUUGGUGUGAUCGCCGUCAUCAGUGUCCAGAGGUGUAUCUUCAAGUUCCUCAUCGCCGUCUUCUUGUCUCGAGAAUUCAAGCACGACGAGACCAACAGGGCUUGGUGGACUGGUGUGUGGUUCAACAGGGGUCUCGGCUCGCACGCUCUCUCGCAGCCUGCUCGAGAGUUUGUUGUCAAGACUAUUGAGAUGGGCUUGUACUCUGCCGACUUUAUCGCUUGUCAUGUGCUUCUCUUCCUCCUCACACCCCCCAUGUUGAUGCCCUUCUUUGACAGGGUACACGCCACCAUGCUCUUCUGGCUCGCCCCCAGCAAGCAGAUCAGGCCUCCUAUCUACAGCUUCAGGCAGAGGAGUCAGCGAAGGAAGAUUGUUGCCAAGUACGGUAUCCUGUACAUCAUCAUCCAGGCCAUCUUUGUCGCCCUGAUCGUCGUGCCCAUCAUCUUGAAGGACGUCGUCAACCUCACGCCCAGCUCUGUGCCCUUCAACGGCGUCAUCUAG